Messenger RNA from Homalodisca vitripennis (glassy-winged sharpshooter), 1464 nucleotides. RefSeq lists its product as uncharacterized. Lineage: Eukaryota; Metazoa; Arthropoda; Insecta; Hemiptera; Cicadellidae. The coding region runs from base 1 to 1464 and encodes 487 amino acids. The record is from RefSeq and is a predicted model, not a curated record. The transcript has a single exon.
AUGACUAGUAACAAGCGUAGUGGAGGGGGCGUCCUCUUGGCUAUACACAGGAACUUAAACUCCUCAUCUGUGCAAUUUCCCUGCGAUAAUAUUGAAGCUGUUGGCGUUCUUUUGAAGUAUGGUCAUCGCCUUCUUUUGCUUUGCGUUGCUUAUAUUCCACCUAAUCAACCAACCUGUGUCUACCAGUCCUUAUGCGAUGCCUUAGAGCAACUACACCUUCAAGUAGGCCCUGAAUGUAACAUGGUUUUGGUAGGUGACUUCAAUUUGAAUAGCGCCAAUAGUCCUGGGGUUUCUUCUGACUUGCUCUAUGACUUGACAAACACACUCGGUUUACUGCAGCGAAGUGACAUCUUGAGUGUUCGAGGCUCCCAGCUGGACCUUCUCUUCUCUGAUUUGUCUUGCGAUGUGUCCAGGUCCAUCGAUUCCCUUGUCAACGAAGAUAUUCACCAUCCUGCUUUAUACAUUGAUCUAAGUCUUCAUUCAUUAGCAAUCACACCUCAGUAUAUACUAUCACCAAAUUAUUUCAAAUGUGAUAUCAAUCAAUUGAGAGCUGAUGUCAACAUCCUCAACUCUACUAUUGAACACUCAUCCCCUGAUAGUGAGGAAAAAUUCAAUAAAUACAUCACUACCCUUAGUGGUCUGAUUAAGAAAAAUACACCACUUAAAAGGAUCGGAAGAUCACCAUUCCCUCGCUGGUUUACCUCCGACUUAAAGUCCAAGAUUAUCAACAAGAAAAUACUACAUAGAAUCUACAAAACUACAGGUCUUGAGAGCGACUACUUGGCCUUCUCCAGAGCCAGAACUACUUGCAGAGUUCUUGCAACUGAUUGCUAUAACUCUUAUAUCGAACAUGUGGAUAGGACGAUCUCUACUAACCCAAAAGUCUUCUGGAGCCACGUCAAGAAUCUUCGACGCACAGAUUCUUUUCCCUCAAAAAUUACCCUUGGGGAUGAUGAAUCUUCUGUUCCUGAUGAAAUGUGCAACUUGUUUGCUCGCCACUUCUCAAGUGUCUUUUCUGAGUCAACUCAUAUCUCCCCAGCAUUGAUUCCGAGAGAUUGCAACAUAUAUCUUUCUCAGAUAAGAUGCAGCCCUGAGGAAGUGAAACAAAAGCUUGAUUCCUUGGACAUCUCAAAGGGUGUGGGACCCGACUGUAUUCCUCCAGUUGUACUUCGUUAUUGCAGCGACUUGAUUUGCACCCCACUCUCGCGUUUUGUCAACUCAAGUUUGCAGGAGGGAUUCUUCCCAUCGUCUUUAAAAACAAGCUUUGUUAUCCCAAUCUAUAAGGAUGGAAGAAGAGACUCAGCUACAUGCUAUAGGCCCAUCACUAUACAGUCCCCUAUCACGAAGAUGUUGGAGGCUAUUGUCCUUGAAAGUCUAAAGCCCCUCAUAUCCACUAUCUUGAUACCAAGGCAGCACGGAUUUACUAGCGGCCGGUCAACCGUCACAAACCUUGUCCCAAUAUGA